AUGGUUGAUCUAUUGAAAUUCGAAUCCUUGCCGUUGGAAAUACUAUUUGAAAUUUUUGAAUAUAUCGAACCUUAUCGUUUAUACGUUGGUUUUUAUAAUCUAAACUUUCGUCUUAAUUCAAUAAUUGACGCGACUGAUAUUCGACUAACAAUAGACAAGUACAUGUGUCGAAAAAAAUAUGCUCAUUGUUAUGGCUACGUGAUACCACGGGUUAUGGAUCGCUUAACGUAUUUACACAUUCCUGAGAAUAGAUUAGAAAAGUUUUUAAAAUCAUUUGAUCUUGCCGACUUCACAUCUAUUCGCUCAUUAUCGUUAGAUGAUCCAAAACAUUUGGAUGACGAAAGAAGGAUUUUAGUCAAAUUAUCAAAAUUAAAACAUCUUGUGCGGUUACAACUAAUCGGUGAUCAGCAUGAUAUUAGUUUAGGUUCGACUGACUUUACGCUACAUUCGCUUGAAUAUUUAAAUAUUAGGCGGUGUUCUGUGAAAGACCUUUUAGUCAUGUUUCAAAUUUUACCAAAUAUCAAACAUAUUAAAUGUAACCUAGCACUAGUGUCACAUAGCGUGACAUUUAGUGAUAUUCAGCUAUUACUGACUAAUUUACCCCAAUUAAAGCACUUGAUGUGUGCUUGUUACGUUACUGGUUGUGCCGAUGGUCGUGAAUGGGCCAAAUUACUGUCAACACUAUCUUUAUUAACGAAAUUUCAAUUAUUGAUUGAUUCAGAACGAGUAGAUGAGACGGUCGAUGAUCUGGUCCAUUCGUGGACGGAUAACAAAUGGAAUAUUCAAGUUGAGUACAACAACAAGUAUUUCUAUGCUUACACGUUACCAUUUAUUGACUCACGCUGGUUUUCAACAUAUUUAUAUGACAUGAAAACGUCUCGUCUUGAAGGUCAAAGAUCGAACAGCUUUGAUGUCCAAUAUUUAUAUAUCACGGUCACGAACAAAGAUAAUGACAUACCAAAGCGUUAUUAUUCGAAUGUUUACUCAUUAUUAAUACGUCCCAAAUCUCAAAGUUUACUGCUACCCACAUUUUUAGACGAUAUAUCGAAAAUGGUUCAGUUAUCAUCUGUUCAGGAAAUAGGUGAGAAAAAAUAUGUUGGAGAGUAUGAAACCUUCGAUGAACAUUUUGAAUCAUGGCUGCAGGAUUUCAUUGAACUCAACGCUCUCCACAUGGAAUAUGAGAGCAAUUCUAACCAGAAAUUAGCAGAAGUAUUGAAAUAUUGGGAAAAGUUAUUUGAUUCGGAUUUCUCAAGCAUCGUGGUUAUGUUUACGACCUUAUAUCACGAAGGAUUAGCCGAUUAUUUUAGUACGAGAGAAGAUUUUGUUUCAGCAAUAAAAUUCUAUGCAAAAGCAAUGAUAUUGUGGAUGAAUACGAAAACAUCAUAUCCAUUAACAGAUCAUGUAUGUCGUUGUUGUAAAAAGAUUUGCGAAGCUCUAACAAGCCAAGUGCGUAUUACGACAGCAGACAAUGCCAGCGAUCUGUAUUUAUGUCUUACGUGGAUGACACAGACAGGCAUAAAGUUCGAGGCUUUUGAGGCACUCUUUGCAACUGAGAGAUGGGAAAACGACAAGGACGUCACGCAUCUAUAA
Messenger RNA from Didymodactylos carnosus, 1590 nucleotides. The record is from the annotation of a GenBank genome assembly. Lineage: Eukaryota; Metazoa; Rotifera; Eurotatoria; Philodinida; Philodinidae.